AUGGCUUCCUCUCUCUCCUUCCUCCUUCUGUUCCUCUAUCUCUCCUCUCUCUCCGCCGCGAAUGUCCACUGGAGUAAGCUCCGCCGAUCGUCCCUUGUUGCUGGACCCGAACUUCACACCCACUCCGCCGGCUCACCCACUCGCUACUUCGAAGUCACCAGGCCCAUCAAGCUACCCAAAACCAAACCUUGCUCGUACCUAGCUUUACAACAUGACUUUGCACACACAUACGGGAAGCCCCCGGUUCUUGCCAAUUACACCCUGCCAUCGACUUGUUAUUCGCAGAGAUUCUCCAAGAUUGUGCUUGAAUGGAGCGCCACCUGCAAAGGCAAGCAAUAUGACCGGAUCGUCGGGGUUUGGCUCGGCGGGGUUGAACUUCUCAGGAGCUGCACUGCCGAGCCGAGUGCUACGGGAAUUGUUUGGACGGUCGAGAAGGACAUUACCAGGUACUAUUCGUUGCUCAUGAAGAACGGUACUCUUGCCGUUUCCCUUCGCAAUAUUGUGGAUAGCACCUAUACAGGGGUUUACCAUGUCAAGAUAAAGUUUCGUUUUUACCCUGCUGAUGACGAGCAUCUGGUGGCGGAUGUGGGAAAUGCGAGGAAUUCGGUUCCUGGGUAUGGUUCGAAUGCGGAUCUGAUCUUGCCCAUUUCAAGAAACUUGCCGUUGGAUGAUGGGUUGUGGUUUGAAAUCGAGAAUGCUACUGAUACAGAGACGAAGGAGUUUCAAGUUCCCCUGAAUGUCUACAGGGCAGUGCUAGAGGUUUAUGUGUCUUUCCAUGAGAAUGAUGAGUUUUGGUAUGGGAAUCUCCCCAAUGAGUAUAUUGAGGCCAAUAAUCUUACGGAGGUGGACGGGAAUGGCCCUUUCAGGGAGGUUGUCGUGAGUCUCGACGGUGAGGUAGUCGGUGCAGUUUGGCCUUUCACGGUGGUAUACACAGGAGGGAUCGAUCCUCUUUUGUGGAUCCCCAUCACCGGCAUUGGAUCAUUUGAUCUCCCUACAUACGACAUUGAGAUUACGCCAUCUCUAGCAAAGAUAUUAGAUGGAAAGCUCCAUGAAUUUGGCUUCAACGUCACAAACGCUUUGAACGUGUGGUACAUUGACGCGAAUCUGCAUCUUUGGCUGGAUGAUAAGAGCACGAAAACUGCAGGGAAGCUUCUGACUUCCGAUUGUCUGCCUCCUACUGUUUCUUCGGCGUUGGAUUUCAAGGGCUUGGAUGGGAAGCUUUUGACUGGGGCCAGCCGGUCCAUAUCGUCCAGUGGGUGGGUGAAGUCAUCAUAUGGGAAAAUCACGACCACUUGGAAGCAAGAAUUUAAUUACAGUAACGUGAUGGUCAGGGGGAAUCAAGCAAAUCUGCAAAUUAUUGAACAGCUGAUCCAAUUCAACGACAGCGUUGUUGCUACGAAGCGGUCCUCUACCCUUGCAUCCAUUCAAGUGUACAGAGAUUUCCCGUUUUAUUUAUACAACAACUACGUGGAUCAAGGAAAUGACACUUCCUCAUUUACUGCGAACAUCACGUUGGCUUUUAACGAGAAAAGGCAUGGAGAUUCUGGCUCCAAGCGCUCGGGUAGCUCAUUGAGCAAUGUGCAGAGCGGGCAGAGUUACGUGACAGUGAAAAACAACGUGGCAGUCGGCGGCUUCGUCAGUACUCAGCUAGUGUACAAGUAUGAUGGCAGUGAACUCUGCUACUUCAGAAAUGUGAGUAGCUCAAAUUUCAGAAUUCUUGAUGAUGACAUUGUCGAAGGAUGUAAGAACGGAGCAGAGUCUCAUCACGCGUCCCCACAUGACAGAUGA
This is a messenger RNA of Eucalyptus grandis, 1788 nucleotides long. Its product is annotated as peptide-N4-(N-acetyl-beta-glucosaminyl)asparagine amidase A. The record is from RefSeq and is a predicted model, not a curated record. Bases 1 to 1788 code for a protein of 595 amino acids. NCBI's taxonomy places the organism in Eukaryota, Viridiplantae, Streptophyta, Magnoliopsida, Myrtales, Myrtaceae. The transcript has a single exon. Gene Ontology annotation, cellular component: vacuole.